AAAGCCAAGCAGAGAACCAAAUUUGGAAAUGUAUUGAUUUACAUUAAAGGUCAUCAAACAUGAGUAACGGAUCUUCUGAGCCAAGAAAAGCCACCGACCCCUUUGGGAAUCAGUCUCUGAACAGGGCUGAAGAUCCUGGGACAGUGAAAAGCCCAGAACAACUAGAAAACAGGCUGACCAGCCAUGAUUUUAUGAAAAUGCAAGCUCUUUUCAAGUGCCCGGAAUCAAAUGAGAACAUGCGAAUGUUGACUAGAGAGGAAUUCAUAGAUAAAAUGUGCACAGCAGUUAGACAAGGGAGCAAGGAAGAAUAUGGCAAACUGUUUGAUAAGAUAGACUUGAUCCGAGAUGGCGUCAUUGACUGGGACAAACUGACCUCCUUCAUGCUACUCGAGUUGUGUGAGAGAGAUGAACGAACAAAACAAUCCAUCAUCCCCCAGUGGAAGGACCUCCGGCUUCUCCCAUCGAUUCAUAAGGAUGCUGUUCAAAAGAUCACCUGUUUGAAAAGCCCCAGCAGCUACCUGACUGUCAGCAGGAGGGGACUGCUUAGCCUCUGGGGAGAGAGCUUAAAAUUACAGAGGACUCUUCAGAUCACUAUGGAAACUGUCAAGCCGAAGGACCUCUGGGUGACUUCUCUUGUCACACUCCCAAAUGUGAACAAGGUAGCUGUUGCAUUUACAAGCAAAGAGAUCCAUUUUGCUGAGCUGAAUUCGAAACAAGGAUUCUCAUGCCAGUACAGACUUCAGGGCUUGGAGGGGACGGUGAUAUGCAUGGACUACUGGUACAAUCCUCAUGAUGGAAAUGAUGCCAUUCUGACCAUGGGUGAUGUCUGUGGGCAGGUUCAAGCAAUUGCCUUCAAUGCAGCCCUGAUCUCAUUGUUUGAACGACCUUGCAGUUCCCCUGAAGAUGAAAAUGUGACAAUGACGAUUAAUUGGCAAGAGCUGGUCUCCGGAUAUCACAAAUGCUGCUAUACGUUAAGGCACAGGCUGCAUGAUAAAGAAUGGGUUAAACAAGUUGCAUACAGCUCCUCUUUGGAUGUCUUUAUUUCUGUUACGACCAGUAGUGUAAACACUGUGGUGCUAGCUUGGAGAGAAAAGUUAACUCCUCAUCUUACAAUGACAACUUUCCGUGUUGACCAAGGAGUCAAUGCUUUUGACUUCCAUCCUAGGCUCAACUUGAUAGCGACUGCUGGAAUAAACCGUCGUGUCUGCCUUUGGAAUCCUUACGUCACAUCUAAACCUGCUGGAGUCCUGGAGGGCCAUUCAGACAGUGUAACAGCUGUCCAGUUCAUCACUGAGCGCAAACUGCUGUUCAGCUUUGCUAAGGAUAAGGUUUUAAGGAUCUGGGACAUUCAGCACCAACUCUGUGUGCAGAGGAUUGCUGGGUCCUUCCCCAAAAGCCUAGACUUCCAUUCUGUGCUUUACUUUGAUGAAUCCCACGGCCGCCUUUUCAUCUCCUUUAACAACCAGUUGACACUGUUGGAAAUGGAGCAAGAUCCAGGCAAAAGCAGAGUCACAAGUCACAGAAGGGCAGUGACUUGCAUUCUUUAUAAUUCUAUAUACAAUCAGGUAAUCAGCUCGGAUGCAGGAUCUACUGUUAUCUUUUGGCUGAUUGAUACUGGGCAGAAAAUCAAAGAGUUUACGGGUUGCCAUGGCAAUGCUGAGAUCAGUACUAUGGCUCUUGAUGGGACUCAGACCAGGCUCUUCACUGGGAGCACAGAUGGAACUGUGAAGGUUUGGGACUUCAAUGGACACUGUCACCAUAAACUCAAUGCUGGAAGAGACAGAAUGGUUGACAUCUCCCAGAUCUUGGUGCUAAGCUGGACUGUAUUAGUGUUUGGCUGGGACAGGAUGAUUACUGUCUUCCGCUUGAGCAACUUCACUCAGUUUUUUGUUCAGCCGUCGGAAUGGAAAGGAGGCGUUCAGCACCAGGAUGAUAUCUUAUGUGCCACAUUUUUACUGCCACAGACUCUAGUGACAGGGAGUUCUGGGGGUGAAAUUGUGGUGUGGAAUAAUGGUACAGAAAAUGCCUGCACCAAGCUUCACUUGAAUCCUGGAAGAUCACUGAAGUCCAACUCAGGUGCUCGGAUGCAAGGGAAUGCAGCUUCUGCCUGCAGCCUGUUCCCUAGAAGACCCAUGCUAUCUGCACUGGACAGUUGUAAUGUGGAUGCAGAGAACUGCUGUGCUGUUACUGGGCUUUUCUUCUUGGAGACCAGGAAUAUUUCAGCAACAGGAGGAGCAAACCUGGUAUCUUGUGGAGGAUCUGGCUAUGUCCAGUUUUGGAAUACACAGAGAGGCAGGCUGCUGGCAGAGUUUGAGGCUCACAGUGGAGUGGGGUCCAUUAUCAUGGCUGUUGAUGAAAGAAGCCAGUACCUUGUUACAGGGGAUCUGGUUGGAUGGGUGAAGAUAUGGAACAUAGAGGAUUUUUGCCUUAUUUGGGGAGAAAAUGUAGUAACUCAACCGCCCACUAUGAUCAGUUCAUUUCAAGCGCAUGAUGACCGCAUCACUUGUCUGGAGACCUGCAGACAAAAUAACUGCCUUUUCAUCUUGUCAGCCUCGACAGACUGCAGGAUUGUUCUCACUGACGUUUCUGGCAUUCCAUGUGGAAUAUUUGGACAGGAAGGACAUUGGAGAAUUGGAAGUUAUGUCCAGUCCUUCCCCAAUGCAGAAAACAAGCCCCAAACAAAGGAGAAGAGUAACAUUAAAAAGGACAAUUUUGUGCCCUCUCUCAAAGAUGAUCUUCCCUCUAAUCCUCUGGAACAAGUUGCACCUGUUUUAGAGGAUAAAGAUGACUCUGUAUUCAUGGUGAAUAUAUGGAAUAACACAAUACUGGGAAAAAGUUACAGAGAGAGAAAAACACAGAAAGGUAGAAAAUUUACCCUCUUCAAUCGAAUUGCUGGGAUAAAACCAACAGUUGUAUUUAGGUCAUUAAAGAUUGAAGCCCUGAAGGAGACGACAGAUAUGAAUGAGCUUGACAUUCUUGUGCACCCUGACAAAUACUUUGGGGAAAAGUCAGCAGAGAAGUGUUCUGAAGAUUUAAAGCUGCCUACCCUUUCAGCAAGCCUGAAAGCUGCAUUUGAUGAAAAGAACUUAUUUCCCAAAGAAAUUCUGGACCGUGAAAAAAAAGCAAGGCAGUUGUGUGAGGAAAUAUGUCCCAAAGGGAGGAUAACAAAUGAAAGAAACCAAGGGAAGUUGAAAGGAAAGUGAAUUGGAAUUGGCUUCAAAAGGAAGCAGGUCUCGAAGAUGGAUGCCGAUACUGCAGGUGCAAAUGCUUGAGUAUGUCUGCCCGAUAUGUCAUUGUGACUUAUUUGUGUGCUUGAGAAAAAGCACACAAGAAUCAGAACUUACUUAAUGUUUUGUGUCCUAAUGAAAAUUCAUUAAAGAUGUUUAUGCCUUU
Messenger RNA from Varanus komodoensis (Komodo dragon), 3393 nucleotides. RefSeq names its product WD repeat domain 49 (gene WDR49). Gene Ontology annotation, molecular function: calcium ion binding; protein binding. The record is from RefSeq and is a predicted model, not a curated record. NCBI's taxonomy places the organism in Eukaryota, Metazoa, Chordata, Lepidosauria, Squamata, Varanidae. The transcript is spliced from 19 exons. Bases 60 to 3203 code for a protein of 1047 amino acids.